Molecule: messenger RNA, 858 nt
Organism: Bradysia coprophila
Lineage: Eukaryota; Metazoa; Arthropoda; Insecta; Diptera; Sciaridae
Source: RefSeq, a predicted model, not a curated record
UAUAGACGCAUACUUUUCUUCAAAUUCUGUCGAUAAUUCGCAUAGUGUGUUGCGCGUGUGUUCUGAUUAGUUGUUGUUUCUGGUGGUUUCAGAAUAAUUCCUUCUUGUGUCUUAAAAUGUCUCUGAAAUCAAAACCUACGAUUCAUCAAUUCAAAAUUGAAUUGCUUGACACAGAACCAACAGUAUGGCGACAGGUGUAUGUACCGAGUACAUUUGAUAUGUCCGAUUUGCAUGGGGCUUUAGUUGAUGCAAUGGGUUGGGAAGACUAUCACUUCCAUGUGUUCAAAGUGCUUAACCUCAAAACGAAGAAAACCGAGUUUAUUGGCCGACCAAUCGAACAUUUACAGAAGGGACCCGUGGACGGCCAAAACGUCCCUUUGACAAACUAUUUCUCGAAGCCGGGACAUACGGCAGAGUAUUGGUACGAUUUUGGUGACCGAUGGGAGCAUAGAGUGAUGCUGCAAAAAGUUCUUCCGGCUGAAGACGGUAUAAGUUACCCGGUUUGCAUUAACGGAAGAAUGGCUUGUCCGCCUGAAGACUGCGGUGGUACUGAUGGAUAUAAUAAAAUCGUGCAGACGCUCAAAAACAAGUCUCAUCCCGAAUAUGCUAGCACUGUUGAUUGGUUGAAAAACUCUCAUAACCGUACAGACUUUGAUUUUGAGAUUUUUCGGCCGGGCAACGUUCGUUUUCGACCGAAAGAGCAGCGAACAUAUACUUUUAACAAUCCUUCCGAAGCAAACUUCUUCGAUUGCAUUCAAAUGUAAAAAGUGAAAUGUUCAUUUAACGAUAUCCGCUUUCUGUUCUGUAUUAAAACUGUAUCGUUGAUCGAAGAGUAAAACAAGUUUUCUCGUCAAAAAA